CUGUCAAAAAUGAUACAGUGUGAUAGGUAAACAGACGUGUUUUCUGUUGCGAAAAACUUUUAAAAUUCGUUUAAAAUGGCUAAGUGGUGGAAUUGGAUUUUAGUUUUAGCUUUAGUAUGCUUAUUAUUUGUGGCUAUACCUCUCACAUACCCUGGUACCAAAACUAAAGAGGAGUUACGACCAAUGUUCGAUAAUUACAUCGAUAAAUUCAAUAAAUCAUAUAAAAAUAAUCCCGCGGAAUAUGAAACCAGAUUAGGGCACUUUGUGGCAUCAGUAUACGAAAUAGACAGACUAAACAGGAUAUCAAGAGGUCCAGAACAACACAGAGCCAAAUUUGACUUAACACCACUCUCUGAUAUGUCAAAAACAGAAUUUAUUGACAUACACUUAUCAGAUGAAAAACCUCAUAAACGGAAGAACAAUUUGGGCAAAAGUUGGAGCAAAGGCCGAGAUAAAUUUAAACCUAAACCAAUGUUUGACAGUGAUGAUUUAAUGACGGAUGAGGAUGAGAAAAUGAUGGAUGAUGAUAAGCCAGUGGUGGAUCAGCCAAUGUCAGAUGAUGAAGCUGAUAUUGACGUGAAGAGCUCGCAUCACAACAUAUACAUUAUUAUCAAGAGAAGGAGAAGAGCGGCUUUGCCUUUGAAGGUUGAUUGGCGAGAGAAGGGUGUAAUAGGACCAGUGCGGGACCAGGGCCUGUGCGGAGCCUGUUGGGCUUUCAGCACCAUUGGGGUCAUGGAGGCCAUGGCUGCCAUCAACACGGGCAAAUUCAGCAGCCUCAGCGUUCAGGAGGCAAUAGACUGUGCCGGUCUCGGCAACGGUGGUUGCGCUGGUGGCGACAUCUGCCUGUUGCUGGACUGGCUGCUACUGACCGACACGGCGGUGCAGCCGGACACCGAGUACCCUCUGCGGCUGAUGAACGGCGUCUGCCAGAAGAAGAGCAACGCGACUGGCGUGCGUGUGCAGAAGUUCACGUGCGAUGAUCUAGUGGGAUCAGAAGAGAAGAUCAUAGAGUCCAUAGCCACACACGGGCCAGUCACAGUAGCUGUCAACGCGUUGACAUGGCAGAACUAUCUCGGUGGAGUCAUACAGUAUCACUGCAGUGGCAGUCCUAAGGAGCUAAACCACGCAGUACAAUUGGUUGGUUAUGACUUAACAGCCGAAGUGCCAUACUACAUCGCAAAGAAUUCGUGGGGGAAGAACUUUGGCAUCGACGGAUAUAUACAGUUGGCAAUUGGUUGCAAUAUUUGUGGGCUAGCCAAUGAAGUUGCUUCAGUGGACAUUAAGCCUUAGUAUGUAUCACCGUGUGCCGUUCAGCGAUUGCGUUUCUGACAGGUAGUAAUCGAAUGGGACAAACAUACUUAAAUUGCCUUGUUAUUUGGUCUCAUCACUAAAAAGACAAACAGUUGGCAUAACCUUGAUACAAUGCAGUUCAACAACCUUAUACGCCAGUUUGAAUUUACAUUAUUCAAUAUUAGCCUCAUAUUGUUUCUCGCUACCUAGAAUUUGAACGAUGAGUAGUUCUACUACUAUUUGCAAAAAUAAAACAUUCCUUGAUUUUAUGACUGGAUAGUAGCGUAGACAUUAACCAGAUAUAGAACAUUCCAAUUAUUGAUUUAUUAAGAUCUAUGGACAAAAUAACGUUUAUUUUUGUCUUAUUAGAUAUCAAUAUAUAAAUCUUUUCCUUUGUUUAAUUUUAAAGACACUGGUAUAUAUGUUUUUAAAUAUAUGAUAAUUUUUGUAUUAUAACGUUUACUCGAAGUUAUGUUGUGGUAUCGGCAGCUUUGGCAUGUAUUUGUAGUGUGCCAGUCAGUGUAAAGAUGAUUUUUCGUUUUAAAAACGGCUCUCUGAAAGUAGAAUUAAGUUUAAUUAAGAGUUGAAAAAAUUAAGACAGUUAUUGGUAAGUCCACUGUGGCAUGCUUGUAAAUGUUAUAUUAUUUUUUAUGUAUGCCAGUCAGCGUAUAGUUGAUUUUACGUUUAAUUAAGGCUCUCUAAAAGUAGAAUUAAUACUCGUAAUAAGAAGAAAGGUCAUUGGCAAGUCCAUUGUGGCACUGGCAUGCCUAUAAAUACUGUGGAAUAUUUUUAUAUGUGCCAGUCAAUAUUACGUAGUAAAGUGUUCACGGAAAAAAAAAGAUCAGUUUCUAGUAUGUCUUGGCUUGCUUGUUUACGUGUCUUUUUACACGAUUUAUAUUAGCUUCACUUGUAACUAUGUAUGUAAGAAAAUCUUGGAAUCUUAAUUUGACCCACUUACCGGUCUUCGUGUAGGAUGAAAUUUUGCACACGCUCUGAGUUCUGAUGACAAUACAUGACUAGCUUAAAAACGUCAUUACAAAUCCAAUAUGGCGGCCUCCCCAAGAUGGCGGACUGGCUGUUUGAAAUCCACCCCAAUGAUAUGGAUAUCAAAUUAAAGGGUUUGCUGUCUUGACUUAAAUCCAAUAUUUUUAACUUUUAGUGCGUGCUAAAAACCUGUUUUUUAGUUUUUAAAUUAAACGAUUUUUUUCUAAACGCCAAUAAGUUUUUCGAAUUCGAUUUUAAACUAAAAAAAACUAAACUUUAAAGCUCUUUAACGAUAGCUUUAAGGUGUUGCCAUGAUUUUUAUGCAUUUUUUCCCAUGCCAGUAUAAACUUUUUUAAAUCAAAUUUUGUAUUUAUACUAAUACUGAAUGGGCCAAAUGAAACACGGACUGAAUUUAUUGAUGAAUUAUAAGAAAAAAUCGUCAGUUUUGUCAUAAUGUUUGUUGUUUAUUGGAAAUAACUUAAGAUUGUGUUGUUUAUAAGUAAAGUUCCGUCCUUUUUACUUUCUUUUAUUUUUUGGAAGAAAGAUUUACAUAAAUCUAUUUGUUGACUGAAAUUUAUACAAUUAUAUACAAAUUACUCGAAAUUUUAAUAAUUUUCUAAGAUCCGACUUAGAAAUGACCUUCACCUAUCUGAUUAUUGGAUGAUGAGUUUUUUAUAUCAAACUAGCAGACGUUUAGCGGUUUUACCCGCGUAUUUCCCGUUCCAGUGGGAAUACUGGUAAAAAAUCAAGAAGUCAGUUUCCUAAUUCUUUGACGUAUGCUAGUUGACAUAUUCGAAAUUGAGAUUAAACGUAUGUAACAAAUGUCAUCCAGUGAUGACAUUUCUCAAAUUGGUUUGAUGUUUAUUUUUAUAGUUUGAUAAUAAAGACCAAAAUAGUGAAUAGGUUAGUUCGGCAUCUUUAAGAAGAAAGUGAAUAGGCAUCACCAGGUGUUCAGCCUUCAGCCACAUCUACACUUACCAUCAGGUGAAAUCAUGGUCAAGGGGGAGCUUAUUUUAUAUAAAAAAAAUAUCGCCGUUACUACUUUAUAUAUUAUGAUCAUCAAGGAUAACGGUGAAAGAAUUCAAACAAGCAAUCAAAUUUUUAUACUCGUAAUAUUAGCAUUGAUAAUAAUAAUUGUUAAUAAUUAAUGGUACUUUAGCCAGGAAUUUACAUCCAACAAACAGAUAGGUGAAGGUAGUUUCUAAUUCGGAUUUUUUACUGUUAUUAAAUAAACAAGUGCCUCGAAUGUAUGGAUAAGCAAUAAUUAAUAUUAAUCUAUAAUAAGUACAUAAUAUUGUCAUUGUUUAUAUAGAGUUAGGGCGAAUUGACAUGAUUUAUAUAAGAAAAAAAUCACUUUUUAAUUAAUUAAAAUAUGAUAUAUACUCCUAUUUGAACAUAUUGUUAAUUAUUCAAAUUUCAGAUUAUUAGGUUUCUACUUUUUAAUAGUUUAUUAUUUGUACUAGUUUUGUUGUUUGCUUGGUUGUAGUUAAGUUGUCUUGCCAUAAUUGUUGUAACUUGUUCAAGUGACUUUACUGUAGUUCCGUUAUUGAAUUAUUUCGUCACAACACUCCAUAGAUUUACUAAAUAAUAUUUUAAAUUAAAAUAUAAACACUGUUUUAAUAUAUUUUAAGAUUUUCCCUACGAGAUUUUUUUGUAGUAAUAAAAAAAUUUAAUUGAAUAUGGUUGUAGGGUUAUAAUGUGCCUUAGAAACAUUAGUCUUUAUUUCUUUUUUUAAAUAAAGUAAAUAAGCCAUGUCAUUUUUAUACGAAUAAACGAUUUUUUGUACUUUU
This is a messenger RNA of Bicyclus anynana (squinting bush brown), 4064 nucleotides long. RefSeq names its product cathepsin O. Gene Ontology annotation, cellular component: lysosome. NCBI's taxonomy places the organism in Eukaryota, Metazoa, Arthropoda, Insecta, Lepidoptera, Nymphalidae. The coding region runs from base 76 to 1290 and encodes 404 amino acids. Gene Ontology annotation, molecular function: cysteine-type endopeptidase activity. The record is from RefSeq and is a predicted model, not a curated record. The transcript is spliced from 6 exons.